This is a messenger RNA of Geodia barretti, 1188 nucleotides long. Lineage: Eukaryota; Metazoa; Porifera; Demospongiae; Tetractinellida; Geodiidae. The record is from the annotation of a GenBank genome assembly.
AUGCUCUCAGGCCGAGGGAUCGAAGUAGAAGAAGUCAAAGCCCAGCUCAAAGCCCAGGAGAUCGAGACGCCCUCUUGGGGAUAUGGCAAUUCUGGGACGCGCUUUGGCGUUUUCAAACAGCCUGGUGCCGCCCGCGAUGUCCACGAGCGGCUUUCCGACGCGGCCCAGGUGCAUAAGGUGACAGGUGUCUGUCCCGGCGUGGCUUUGCACAUCCCUUGGGACAAAGUGGAUGACUACGACGCUCUGGGGCAAGAAGCGGCGGAAUUGGGCGUGUGCAUUGGGGCGAUCAAUCCCAAUGUCUUCCAAGAGCCUGAAUACAAGUUGGGUAGUUUCGGCCAUCGGGACCCGGCGGUGCGUCGCAAAGCCCUCGAUCACAUGUACGAGUGCGCGGAUAUCAUGCAGCAGACAGGGUCCACCGUGCUGAGCCUUUGGUUUGCCGACGGUACGAACUACCCGGGCCAAGACGACAUCAUCGAACGCAAGCGGCGAUUUGAAGAAUGUCUGAGGGAGACGCACGCGAUGCUGCCCGAAGGAGCGCGAAUGCUCAUUGAGUACAAAUUCUUCGAGCCAGCAUUUUACCACACUGACAUUGCCGACUGGGGUAUGGCGCUCAAUUUUGCCAUUAAGGCUGGGCCGAGGGCCGAAGUGCUAGUCGAUCUAGGGCACCAUCCCCUCUCCACCAAUAUUGAGCACCUCGUGGCCCUACUCCUCGACGAGGGUCGGAUGGGUGGUUUUCAUUUCAACAACCGCAAAUACGCCGAUGACGAUGUGACGACCGGGUCGGUCAACCUCUACGAGGUCUUCCUGAUUUACCACGAGAUUCUCAACGCUGAGCGGCGCGGUGCCGCCGCGGCUAACAUCGCCUACAUGAUCGACCAAAGCCAUAUUAUCAAGCCCAAAGUCGAGGCAAUGAUCCAGUCGGUGCUCAACAUCCAGACGGCCUAUGCCCGUGCAUUGCUGGUCGACCGCACGGCACUAGCUGAGGCCCAGGCGGAGGACGACGUAGUGGCAGGCGAAGAAAUCUUGCGCAAUGCCUAUGACACGGAUGUGCGGCCCUUGCUGGCGAUUGUGCGCCAGGAGCUGGGGGCCGCAGCCGAUCCGCUAGGUGCUUAUCGCCGCAGCGGCUACUUUGAGCGCAUCGCUCUAGAAAGGCAGGGCGAAUUAAAAGGGGCUGCUAGCUGGGGUUGA